Messenger RNA from Drosophila arizonae, 1134 nucleotides. RefSeq names its product Glycogen binding subunit 76A (gene Gbs-76A). The record is from RefSeq and is a predicted model, not a curated record. Gene Ontology annotation, biological process: regulation of glycogen biosynthetic process. NCBI's taxonomy places the organism in Eukaryota, Metazoa, Arthropoda, Insecta, Diptera, Drosophilidae. Gene Ontology annotation, molecular function: protein phosphatase 1 binding; catalytic activity; glycogen binding. Gene Ontology annotation, cellular component: protein phosphatase type 1 complex.
AUGCAGCAGAGUCAGCAGAGGCUUAAGUCGAUGCUGAAAACGCAGCUGCAGGCGCAAAUCCUGAGCGAGCUGCAGCUGCACAGCGACAGCAUCAAGAGUCCGGACAAUGGCUUCAGCGAGGAGCAAGUGGAGGAGCCAGCGCUGGUCAAUGGCUAUGUARAGGCUCCRCAGGAGCAAAGAGUUGAGCAAGAACAGAAAACCACAGCAAGCGAAGUCGGGGAGGAGCAGAAAACACCCGACAGCGGCACAGAUGAGGUGGACAAAUGCAGCAAUCUGACUGUGAACGUGGAGCUGGCACAGGUGGAGCGGGCGCAGCAGGAUGUCGAGGAGGCCGAGGCGGAGAAGUCGCGCCACAGCCAUGGCAUCGACACCACAGACGACGAGGACGACUGUCGGCCGCAGCGUGUGCGACGCUGCUCCUCKCUGAAGACGGGCAAGACGCCGCCGGGCACGCCGGGCCGCAAGAAGAUCGUGCGCUUCGCCGACGUGCUSGGCCURGAUCUGGCGGAUGUGAAAACGUUCAUGGACGAAAUACCCACAAUACCGAAGUCAGCGUUCGAGGAUUUGGAAAUACUGGACACAGAGCCGCCGCUGCAGCUGGGGCCCAAGUCCGAUAAGAUCUUGAUGCCGCUGUUCCAGCAGCCGGGCGGCCUGCCCACAUUCCUCGAUGCGGUGCGCGAGAAGCAGGUGUCGCUGGAGAAUGCCGCUGUCACCGACAACAUCAAUCAGACAAUCGCCGGCACGGUGCGGGUGCGCAAUCUGGACUUUCACAAAUCCGUGCACAUACGCUACUCGCUGGACGGCUGGCGCAGCUUCGCCGAUCUGCAGGCCAACUACGUGGAGAACUCGUGCGACGGCUUCUCCGAUAAGUUUACGUUCGUGCUCUUCGGGAACUCGCUGCAUGUGGGGCAACGGCUGGAGUUCGCCGUGCGCUUUCAGUGCAAGGGCCAACAGUUUUGGGAUAAUAACUAUGGCGCCAACUACUGCUUCCAGUGCUUGCCCAGCUCGACUCACACGGCAUCGCCGGCGUCUGUGGCGAAUGGCGCCGUGCCGUCGCACCAUGGCAGCAAUUUGGUCGGCCUGCUAAGCCCCACGGUGGGCGAUGCCUGGUGCAGUUCGUUCUACUAAACUAAA